CUCAAAGUUAAGAUGGCCGUUUUGAGCCACCUCCCCCUACGUGUGAUUGACGCAGUGUAGAAUUACCCAACUACUAUAUUAUUUAACUAAAUUACCAUCUCUCUAUGUCCCAUACAAUUGAUUGACAUGAUUGACGCAAUGUAGAAUUACCCGACUACUAUAUUAUUAAACUUAAUUACCCCCUCUCUAUAUCCCUUACCCCAUAAUUGUUGAAUCACAGUUACGUUUAAAUAAUUUAUUCAAACAAACUCUUGGUCUAGUAAAAGUUGCAAUAAAAAGAAAAUGCUAAGUCCAAAAGUGACAGUUUACACUCUUCUGGAGCCCAGGAUGUUUGCUAAAUACAAAGAAACAGCGAAACAAGAAAUUCACAAAACGUUAAAAUUAUGCAACUUUUGUACGCGAAAAAUAGGUAUUUCUUUUAUUGACGAACAGCCCACUGUGAUGUUUUGGAAAGUGUGGAACCAAUUGUGGUUUAUUGGGUCAGCACUUGUAUUGUUCUUAAAAGUCAGUGGUGAAGUAAACUACGUUGUUAACAAACUGGUCACAUCGUCUUCAGUGGAGGAUUUUGUGGCCAGCUUACAUAUUGUUGGAUAUGAUACCAUGAGCUUCGGUAAACUUCUAACUAUUUGGUGGACGAAGGAUAUAUUUCGUAGUCUUCUGACAAAGUUGGAAGACUUGUGGCCAACAUCUGACCAAGAUAAGGAUGCAGUUGAAAUCAAGAAUGAAAAACUCUCGCGGUUACGGAUCAUACAGUUCUGGUACGCUUUUUGGAAUAUACUGGGAGUUUGGUUGUACAACUUGACUCCAAUUGUGAUAUACACAUACCACAAGAUUCAAGGAGGACCUGCUCAUUUGGGCUACAUCUGGCACUUAUCUUAUCCCUUUGAUAAGACGCAGCCCGUAUACCACGAACUUGCCUUUGUCUUUGAAGUUUACGCAGGAGUGGUAUCAGUUUGGUCUAUGCUAGGCUCAGAUAUCCUGUUCAUGACCAUGGCUAGUCACAUAAGUAUGCUGCUUCGAUUAUUGCAAUUGGAGAUACGUCGCCUUGCAGUAGAGAAUCAUAAUAAUAAUCAGCCGGUAGAUUGCUUUGAUGAUAUUGUCGGAGUUAUUAAAAUACAUCAAAGACUUAUUACAUACGGAAAUGACUUAAAAGAUGCCUUUUCCGUCGUAUUUUUAAUCAACGUCCUGUUAAGCUCCGUGAACAUCUGCUGCGUUGUUUUCAAUAUCCUUUUAGAUCCGUGGAUGGCGAUGAGUAAUAAAUUUUUCCUUGGAGCAGCGUUAACUCAAGUUGGCAUUCUCUGUUGGUACGCUGACGAUAUUUUCACUUCAAGCUCAGGGAUUGCCGAUGCAGUUUAUGAGAGUGGAUGGUACAACAGCAACAUACGAUGCCAGCGUACUUUAAUGAUAGUGUUGCAAAGAUCCCAAAAACCACUCUACUUUACAGCGUACAAAUUUAGUUCUAUCACAAUGUCGACAUACAGUUCUAUUCUCACAAGCUCUUACUCCUAUUUCACGUUGCUGUAUACUGUUUAUCGAAGCGAUUAGAGUGAUCUUCUUGUCGCGAAAAUUUUUUCAUAAGU
Messenger RNA from Maniola jurtina (meadow brown), 1580 nucleotides. Its product is annotated as odorant receptor 4-like. Lineage: Eukaryota; Metazoa; Arthropoda; Insecta; Lepidoptera; Nymphalidae. Gene Ontology annotation, molecular function: odorant binding; olfactory receptor activity. The record is from RefSeq and is a predicted model, not a curated record. Gene Ontology annotation, biological process: sensory perception of smell; detection of chemical stimulus involved in sensory perception of smell. Bases 283 to 1545 code for a protein of 420 amino acids. Gene Ontology annotation, cellular component: plasma membrane. The transcript has 10 exons.